AUGAAGUUUCUCCUGACCCGGUUAAAAGAGUUCUGUGGCGAGUUUCUGAAGAAGAAACUCAACCUCUCCAACUGCGUUGCGGUUCACAGCUUAGCCCACAUGUAUUCCCUGAAUCAGCUGGCCCUCAAAGCGCAGGAUAUGAUCAGGAGAAACUUCCACAAGGUUAUCCAGGAUGAGGAGUUCUACACUUUGCCGUUUCACCUCAUCAGAGACUGGCUCUCAGACUCGGAGAUCACAGUGGACUCUGAAGAAAUCCUCUUUGAGACUGUUUUGAAGUGGGUUCAGAAGAAUCCUGAGGAAAGAGAAAGGUACUUUGAAGAUCUGUUUAAACUGCUUAGAUUGUCUCAGAUGAAACCCACUUACCUUACUCGUCACGUCAAAUCUGAGAGGCUGGUAUCAAGCAAUGAAGCCUGUGUUAAAUUGGUGUCGGAAGCCGUGGAGAGUCAUGCCUUGCGGUCUGAGAACUUGCAGUCCGGUAAUCUGCAACAUUCCACUUGUCCCGUGGCGUUAUUGCCGCGCUUUGGACAAAACAUGGACGUCAUUAUGGUGAUAGGUGGCGUGUCGGAGGGAGGAGAUUACUUGAGUGAGUGCGUAGGGUAUUUCAUCGACGAAGAUAGGUGGGUAAACUUACCGCACAUACAUAAUCAUCUUGAUGGGCAUGCUGUUGCUGUGACAGAAUCUUACGUUUAUGUGGCUGGCUCCAUGGAACCAGGGUUUGCCAAGACUGUAGAAAGGUACAAUCCAAACAGAAAUAUUUGGGAGCAAGUCUCAAAUCUAAUAACCAGAAAGCAUUCUUUUGGCCUUACUGAGGUUAAGGGAAACUUGUACAGUAUUGGUGGACAUGGCAAUUUCAGUCCUGGCUUUAAAGAUGUGGCCAUUUAUAAUCCCGAGCAAAACAAAUGGCUUAACCUGGAGUCAGCACCAAAGAUCCUUCGUGAUGUCAAAGCUGUUUCUGUAGAAGACCGGUUUGUUUAUGUGGCUGCUCGUACCCCAGUUGACAGUGAUAGUGAAGAUGGAUUGAGGGCGGUUAUUAUCAGAUACGAUGCUGAAACAAGGCAGUGGCAGGAUGUGGAGUCUCUGCCACUCAUUGAUAAUUAUUGCUCUUUUCAGAUGUCUGUUGCUAAUACAAACUUCUACCAUACAGCAUCGUGCUGCCCCAAGAGUUACCCCAUAGAUAAUGAGGAAGCCAAGAUAAAGAUCUCUGGCAGAGCCUCAGAUGAAAUACUUGAAAGCUUACCCCCAGAGGUUCUUAGCAUUGAAGGAGCAGCUAUUUGUUACUAUAAAGAUGAUGUUUUCAUCAUCGGGGGGUGGAAGAACAGCGACGAUAUUGACAAGCAGUACAGGAAGGAGGCCUAUCGUUACUGUGCUGAGAGAAAGCGCUGGAUGCUUUUGCCUCCCAUGCCUCAGCCUCGCUGUAGGGCAACGGCCUGCCAUGUGAGAAUUCCCUUCAGGUGCCUCCAGGGAACACAGAGAUACCCUAUGCCGCAAAAUCUGAUGUGGCAAAAAGAUAGAAGGCGGCAGAUGCAGGAAAGGCAGAUGCAGGAAAUACACCGACACUCCCUAAGCUUACGGAGAAUGCCACGCUCGCAGAUUGAGUGCUAG
Molecule: messenger RNA, 1602 nt
Organism: Opisthocomus hoazin
Lineage: Eukaryota; Metazoa; Chordata; Aves; Opisthocomiformes; Opisthocomidae
Source: RefSeq, a predicted model, not a curated record